Molecule: messenger RNA, 8061 nt
Organism: Peromyscus californicus insignis
Lineage: Eukaryota; Metazoa; Chordata; Mammalia; Rodentia; Cricetidae
Gene: Myo18b
Product: myosin XVIIIB
Exons: 44
Coding region: 210-7841 (2543 amino acids)
Cellular component (GO): myosin complex
Molecular function (GO): protein binding; cytoskeletal motor activity; ATP binding
Source: RefSeq, a predicted model, not a curated record
CCCCGGCUCUCCACGCUCGCUGGGGUCCCUGCGUGACCACUCGGGAGACUCCGUGGACAGGAGUGGGUUCCAGAAGCCCAAGGCCAUCAGGGUGUCAGCCCGGUGUCCACUCGUCCCAUGCUCUCCAGGAGCCUGUGAAGCUUCACUCUGUGCCAGCCUCAGGAGCACAACCUCAUCUCGUCACCUGCAGUCCAGGCAGCUCUGCCGCCAUGGCCAUAUCAUCACGCCUCGCCCUGUGGGAGCAGAAGAUUCGAGAAGAGGACAAGAGCCCCCCUCCGUCCUCCCCACCUCCCCUGUUCUCUGUCAUCCCUGGGGGCUUCAUCAAGCAGCUGGUUCGAGAGACAGAGAAGGAGUCCAAAGAGGCCAGACGGAGGAAAGAGGCAACAUUCGCCUCCCCAGAAGGAGAAACCCCAGAAGUUCCCACUAACCAAGCCAACAAGACCAACCCAGUCCCCAAGCCUGGAAGCCGGCAGACUUCCCAGGACAGCCCAUCAGCCACCACGAAGAGUGCGGACAUUCCAGGCAGGGAGCCCCCAGGGGCUGAAGACAAGAACGCCGCCGCGUCCGCGUCCGUGACCAGCACUACUGGGGAGCGGCCGCAGGAGUCGGGUCCCGCGGGAGCACCAGCCAAAAGGACACUGCCCUUCAAGAGGGGCGUGAGGAGGGGUGAUGUGCUGCUGAUGGUGGCCAAGCUAGAUCCGGAGUUGGCCAAGCCAGAGCAGAAGACUCAACCUCGUGACACCCCCUCGGACAAGACCCCAGCUCCAGACACAGACCCUGGAGGGACAAAGAAGGAGACAACCACGGGGACUCCCUGUGGCCCCCGGGCACCCAUACCAGAGAAGACCAGGACUAGGGGUGACGGAGACACAGGCCAGGGCACGAAAGGUGGGAAGUGUCAGGGCACAGAGGGAAAGGGGAGCCGGGACCCCCAGACCAAAGGGCAAAAAGAAUGUGAGUCCCAGAGCACGGAGGGGCAGGGGACCGGGUCCCCAGCCCAGGGGGCAGGAAACAAGGGGCAAGAGGGGACAGCAGAGAAAGAAGGAGGGGGUGCUCCAAAGAAGAUGGAAAAGGGGGGUGGACCCAAGGAUGCAGGCACUGAAGUGAGACCCAUGGAGCCCCCAGUCCCCACGAGGAAGUGGGGAGGUCCCCUGGGCCCAAGGAGCAAGUGGGGCAGUCCUCAGAGUAAGAACAGAGAGCGUGAACCUCGACGUAGGGACGAGAAGAUGGGUGACCUCCAAGGCACAGCAGAGCCCAGGGGGCAGCAGCGGGAGGCUCCAGGAAGGAAGGAAGAGGCAGGGAAACCCCAGAAGAAGCCGGUGACACCAGAGGAACACCGGGAGCAGCCCGGGGUGGCAGCUGCGACUCAGAGUCCUGAGGAAAGCCGCGAGGCCCCAGCUACGGAAGGGACAUUGGCAGGCGCUGCAAGGAAGGAGGACCAGCCAGAAAGCAGGGUGCGGGGAGCCGAGGAGCCCUGUGCGCGUGCAGAGGAAGAUGUGGACAUUGUGGAGCCUCAGGCAGAAGGUCAUGUAGCGUCUGCCCCCAAGAUCCGAGUGGAAAAGCCUUCUAUGCAGAAGCCUGUGGAGGAGGAGACGGGCCCGCAGGACCCAGGCCAUGGGGGCCAGAGUGGAGACUCUGACCAGGGUCUGGAGGAGAGUUGGUACGAGGCACAGAAAGUGUGGCUGGUGCAGAAGGACGGGUUCACACUUGCGACAGUGCUCAAACCAGACGAGGGGACGGCUGACCUGCCGCCCGGAAGGGUGCGGCUUUGUAUUGAUGCCGACAAGACUGUCACAGAGGUGGAUGAGGAGCAGGUUCACCGAGCCAACCCCUCUGAGCUGGACCAGGCCGAGGACCUGGCUUCUCUGGUCAGCGUUAACGAGUCAAGCGUCCUGAACACGCUUCUACAGCGCUACCGGGCUCAGCUGCCACACACCCGUUCAGGCCCUGAUCUGAUCGCCAUGCAGCCCCAGACGACCACAGUGUCCUCUGCAGGGAAGGUACUCCGAGGCCGCCAGGAUGGCCUGCCCGCCCAUGUCACGUCCCUGGCCCAGCGUGCCUACUGGGCACUGCUGAGGCAGAGGAGAGACCAGAGCAUCGUGGCUCUGGGCCGGAGUGGGGCUGGGAAGACCACCUGCUGUGAGCAGGUGCUGGAGCACCUGGUGGGCAUGGCAGGCAGCGUGGAUGGCAGGGUGUCAGUGGAGAAGCUCCGGGCUGCCUUCACUGUCCUCCGGGCCUUUGGCUGUGUGUCCACCGGCCACAGCCGCAGGGCCACCCGCUUUGCCGUGGUGACAUCCUUGGACUUCAAUGCCACGGGCCGAGUCACAGCCGCUCAGCUCCAGACAAUGCUUCUGGAGAACAGCCGUGUGGCCCGGCAGCCCCAAGGGGAAGGCAACUUUGAAGUUUUCUCUCAGCUGCUCGCUGGGCUGGAUGCAGAUCUCAGGACGGAGCUGAACCUGCACCAGAUGGCUGAGAGCAGUGCCUUCGGCAUGGGGGUGUGGUCCCAGCCUGAAGACAAGCAGAAGGCCGCGGCCGCGUUUUCCCAGCUCCGGGGCGCCAUGGAGCUGCUGGGCAUCGCGGAGGGGGAGCAGCGAGCCAUCUGGCGGGUGCUGGCAGCCAUCUACCACCUGGGCGCAGCAGGCGCGUGCAAAGUGGGCCGGAAGCAGUUCAUGCGGUUUGAGUGGGCCAGCCACGCUGCCGAGGCCCUGGGCUGUGACUACGAGGAGCUGAAUACCGCCACCUUCAAGCACCACCUGCGGCAGAUUAUCGAGCAGAUGACAUCAGGGCCACAGCGCCAGGGCCUGGAGGACAAGGACGCCUGCUCAGGGCUCAAGAUGACGGGCGUGGAGUGUGUGGAGGGGAUGGCCUCCGGCCUGUACCAAGAGCUCUUCGCGGCUGUGGUCUCUCUCAUCAACAGAUCUUUCUCCUCCCACCAUCUGUCUAUGGCCUCCAUCAUGGUGGUCGACUCUCCCGGCUUUCAGAAUCCUCGGCACCAGGGCAAAGACCGGGCGGCCACCUUCGAGGAGCUGUGUUACAAUUACGCCCAGGAGCGUUUGCAGCUGCUGUUCUACCACAGGACCUUUGUCUCGACUCUGGAGAGAUACCAAGAGGAAGGCAUUCCUGUGCACGUUGACCUCCCAGAAUCCUCCCCAGGAACUACGGUGGCUGUUGUGGAUCAUAACCCCUCCCAGGUCCACUUCCCAGCUGGAAGAGGGGCUGAGGAUGCCGGGGGCCUCUUCUGGGUCUUGGAUGAAGAAGUCCAGGUGGAAGGGUCCAGUGACAGUGUGGUACUUGAGCGUCUACGUGCAGCCUUUGAGAAGAAGGCAGCUGAGGCUGAUGGCCCCCCCGUGCUGCGGACCUGUGAGCAGCCCCUUCAGUGUGAGCUCUUCCACCGGCUGGGACAGGACCCUGUGCGCUAUGACCUCACGGGCUGGCUUCGCAGAGCCAAGCCCAACCUCUCAGCCCUGGAGGCCCCCCAGGUCCUGCAGCAGUCACAAAGGGAGGAGCUGCAGAACCUCUUCCAGGCCCGGGCCAAGCUGCCUCCUGUGUGCCGUGCGGUGGCAGGGCUCCAGGGGACCUCUCAGCAGGCUCUGCACCGGGGGCGUGUGGUGAGGAGGGCUUUCGCGAGUAACACUGCGGCCCUGAAGAGGAAGGCCCCCUGUGCCCAGAUCAAGCUGCAGAUGGAUGCUCUCAUCAGCUUGCUGAGCCGAUCUCAACUGCACUUCAUCCACUGUCUUGUGCCGACCUCAGGGAAAAGCAAGACUGAGCAGGCGACUCCAUCGCCACCACAGCCUGGUGGAGACCAAGGUGGAGCCGACGAGUCCCCAGCUCUGGACAUCCCGGCAUUGAGGGUUCAACUCGCAGGUUCUCAUAUUCUAGAGGCAUUACGACUGCACAGGGCAGGUUACGCUGAACACAUGGGGCUCGCUCAGUUCCGCCGUCGGUUCCAGGUGCUGGACCCUCCACUGCUGAAGAAGCUUGACUUGACCUCCGAGGGACUGGAUGAGAGGAAGGCCGUGGAGGAACUCUUGCAGACCCUGGAUCUGGAGAAGAAAGCGGUGGCCGUGGGGCACAGCCAAGUUUUCCUCAAGGCAGGUGUGGUUUCCAGGCUAGAGAGGCAACGAGAGAAGCUGGUGUCCCGGAACAUCGUUCUCUUCCAAGCAGCUUGCAGGGGCUUUCUGUCUCGCCAGGAAUUUAAGAAGCUGAAGAUCCGGAAGCUGGCCACACAGUGCAUCCAGAAGAACCUGGCUGUGUUCCUGGAGGUCAAGGACUGGCCGUGGUGGGGGCUUCUGGCAUCUCUCCGGCCCCUGCUGAGUCCCACCCUUAGCAUGGAGCAGCUUCGAGCCAAGGAGGAGGAGCUAGCGCUGCUGAGGCAGAAGCUGCAGAAGUCGGAGAAGUCGAGGAGUGAGCUCAGACAGAACACGGACCUGCUGGAGAGCAAGAUCACAGACUUGACCUCAGAGCUUGCUGAUGAACGCUUCAAAGGUGACGUGGCCUGCCAGGCACUGGAGAGUGAGCGGGCAGAGCGCCUUCAGGCACUCCGAGAGGUCCAGGAGCUCAAGGCUAAGUACCAGCAAGUGCAGGAGGCAUUGGGGGAAGUACAGAAGCAGCUGGAGGAGGCACAGCAGAAGAGCCAACUGGUCAACCUUGAAGAGAAGCACGCAGGAGGUGCGGAUGAGUGGCAGAUGCGCCUGGACUGUGCUCAGAUGGAGAAUGACUUCCUGCGUAAGCGCCUUCAGCAGUGUGAGGAGAGACUGGACUCCGAGAUGAAGGCCCGGACGGAGCUGGAGCAGAAGCUCGGGGAGCUGCAGAGUGCUUAUGAAGAGGCCAAGAAGACGGCCCACCAACUGAAGAGGAAGUGCCACCACCUCACCUGGGACCUGGAUGACACACGGGUGCUGCUGGAGAACCAGCAGAGCAGGAAUCAUGAGCUGGAGAAGAGGCAGAAGAAGUUUGACUUGCAAUUGGCCCAGGCACUGGGGGAGUUGAUGUUCGAGAAGACCCUCAGGGAGAAAGUGAACCAGGAGAACAGCGGCGUGCGCUGGGAGCUGGGCCAGCUACAGCAGCAGCUGGAGCAAAAAGAGCAGGAAGCCUCGAAGCUGAAGCAGGAGGUGGAAAAGUUGCAGGGCCAGAAGCGGGAGCUGCUGGGCUGCGCCUCUGUCGGGGAACAAGGUGUGGCCAGCCUGAAAGAGAGGGUCUGGGAGCUGGAGUCCAACGCCCUUGAGCAAGAGAAGGUUCACAGCCAGCAGGAAAACACCAUUAAGCAGCUGGAGCAGCUUCGCCAGCGGUUUGAGUUGGAGAUUGAAAGGAUGAAGCAGAUGCAUCAGAAGGACCGAGAGGACCGGGAGGAAGAGAUGGAGGACGUGCGUCAGUCCUGCCAGAAGCGGCUCCGUCAGCUGGAGAUGCAGUUGGAGCAGGAAUAUGAGGAAAAGCAGGUGGCUGUCCAUGAGAAGCGUGAUUUGGAAGGCUUGAUUGGAACCCUGUGUGACCAGAUUGGCCAUCGUGACUUUGAUGUAGAAAAGCGUCUCCGCCGGGACCUCAGGAGGACGCACGCUUUGUUGUCCGAUGUUCAACUCCUUCUGGCCACCAUGGAGGAUAGCAAGACGUCUGUCAGCAAGGAAGAACUGGAGAAGGUGCACAGCCAGCUGACACAGAGUGAGGCCAAAUGUGAGGAUGCCUUGAAGACCCAGAAGGUGCUGACUGCGGACUUGGAGAACAUGCACAGUGAGCUGGAGAAUGUGACCCGGAGCAAGAGCCUGGUGGAUGAGCAGCUGUACCGGCUGCAGUUUGAGAGGGCAGACCUCCUGAAACGCAUCGACGAGGACCAGGAUGACCUGAAUGGCCUCAUGCAGAAGCACAAAGACCUCAUUGCCCAGUCUGCUGCUGACAUCGGGCAGAUUCAGGAGCUACAGCUGCAGCUGGAAGAAGCCAAGAAGGAGAAGCAGAAGCUGCGGGAGCAGCUGCAGGUGGCACAGCUGCGUAUCCAGUACCUGGAGCAGUCCACCGUGGACCGCGCCAUCGUCAGCAGGCAGGAGGCUGUCAUCUGUGACCUGGAGAACAAGACGGAGUUCCAGAAGGUGCAGAUGAAGAGAUUUGAGGUCCUAGUAAUCCGUCUUCGGAACAGCCUGAUCAAGAUGGGCGAGGAGUUGUCCCAGGCAGCCAAGUCAGAGGCCCAACAGCGGGACAACAGCCAAUAUUAUCAGCGGCGCCUGGAGGAGCUAAAGGCAGAGAUGCAGGAACUGGCCCGGCGGGAAGAGGAGGCCAGCCGUCGAUGCAUGGAGCUGGAGAAGUAUGUGGAGGAGCUGGCCGCUGUGAGGCAGACAUUGCAGACAGACCUGGAGACGUCCAUCCGGCGCAUCGCGGACCUGCAGGCAGCGCUGGAAGAGGUGGCAUCCAGCGAUAGUGACACAGAAAGUGUCCAGACGGCCGUGGACUGUAGCAGCCACAGCAGAAAAGAGGAGGACAAUGUCUCUGUCGUCAGCUCCCAGCCAGAGGGCAGUCUACGGUCCUGGAUGAGCUGUUCCCUGUCCCUAGCCACAGAUACCGUGAGGACCCCCUCUCGACAGUCAGCUGUCAGCGGCCCUCUCCUCAGCCCCAGGGUGAGUGAAGAGUCCAGAGAUGCUGAGAAGCUGAGACCAGCGUCGUCGGCAUCGGCGCUGAGUGGAGCCUGGGAUGCUCCCAGGCAGACCACGAGGGGUGGUUCCGCGUCUCUCCACCCAGUCUUCCCACAAAAGGCCUACCAUUUGGGGGAUGGGGAAGGCUUUGCUGUCCACGGAAAAACCACCCCAGAGCGAUCAGUUACCCUGUCCUCGUCUCCCCCUUCUCAAAGCAUGGCGGCGUCACCCUUGCCCAGGGACAAGCUCCCCAGCCCGUCGGCUGCUCUCUCAGAGUUUGUGGAAGAGCUCCGCAGGAAGAGGGCCCAGAGAGGCCAGGGUUCCUCUCUGCACCUGGGGGAAGGACCCACGCUCCCCAUUUUCCAGACCACUGGGGCUUCCUCACUUAGGAGGGGCAGAGCCAGCAGCGACGAGGGAGACCUCUCACUGAGGACUGGAGCAAAGUCUCCUCUGGGAGCAGAGGGGAACCCCAGGGCCACAGCCGGUCUCCCACGGUCCACCAGUCUCAAGUGUAUCUCCUCAGAGGGCACCGAGAACGUCGCCCUGAUGCCUGACAAGCAGAAGACACGGUUUGGUUCCUGUGAGUCCCUCUUAGAGUCAGGACCCAGCACAAGGAGAAAGCUGAGCUCCCCCGUGGCACUCAGGGACCCACUCUUAUCACCGACGCUGCGGCCCAGGAGGCGGUGUCUGGAGUCCCCUGUGGAUGAUGCGGUCUGCCUGGACCUUGGGAAGGAACCUCUCGUCUUCCAGAACCGCCAGUUCUCUCAUUUGAUGGAAGAAACUCUGGACAGUGACCCAUUCAGCUGGAAGCUUCCGAGCCUCAAUUACAGACGCCAGACCAAAGUGGACUUUGAUGACUUCCUUCCAGCCAUCAGGAAGCCCAGCGCUCCUUUGUCCGAGGCUGCCAAAGAUGGGACGGAGGCUUCAAAGCAUCCAAACGUCCACUUUGAGAUGGAAGAGGCCGACCGCUCUUUUCUCUCGGGGAUCAAAACCAUUUUGAAAAAGAACCCAGAGUCGAAGGAGGACCCCGCUCACCUCUCCGACUCCUCCUCAUCCUCCAGCUCCAUCGUAUCCUUCAAAAGUACAGGCAGUAUCAAGAGUGGUCCAAGAGUCCCCAGACUCCAAGGUGACGGCGGCGAGCGGAUGUCCCCCGAGCACAGAGAGCCUGACCCUGGGAGGAAAGGGGACGAUGUUGAGAGCAUAAUGAGGAAGUACCUCCAGCAGUAGAGACUGGUGCAGCCUCCCCAGACACCACUGCUGCCAAAGACACCCACUCCAAAGUUCUGGAGAGAAAGAGAGAGACCCCCAGGCCCCUGGGGCCCACCACCCAGAGCCAGACACCCUGGUCACCCUCAAGAUGUGGGAUGGGCCCAGAGAGGCACACCCCAGUGGGUCACCACGCUGCACAUGUGCUUGGUCUGGAUUCAAUAAAGUUGAUUUCCCUGGA